AUGAGCCGACUCGAAAAUUACAAGCAAAAAUACGGAACCGGAACGUAUUUAAACAACACGGAACAAUUUGUCCUUAUCGAGGAACAAAAUAUACUUGAACAGAAUAUAACCGCUAGCUGGAUACAGAGGGCGAAUGCAUCAGAAAAACAACGCAAUUGGAAUAGGCCGACUGUGACUGACGUACAAGGAGAAGGUGCAACAGCCCUUGAAUCUUUGUCAGAACCAUCACAGGUUCCUAAUAACAAAGUGGAGUCAGCCCCGAAUACUUUCGCACCAAAGAAUCAGAACGACAUUACACGGAUGGCAGUAACACCACAGGACCAAACCUCAUCUCACUUAUCACAAAAUGACGACAGUUACUUUAUACCGAAUCAGUCCAGCAGCAGUGCCCCGAGAAUGAUUCAACAGGGGCAGCACGGACGAGCUACAAGCAUGAAUGCCUUUCGUCGUCUGAAAAACAUGAGCAAUGCCGGCGAAGCGCCAGAUAAAUUGCCUGCGUUACCUCCACCGGGUGAUCUUGGACCUUAUGGAUAUCCCACAACAAAAAAUGAACAGGUAAAACCUAAGCAAGGAUAUCCAGGAACAAAAGAGUACAAGGCAACUCGUUGCUUCUGUUGCUGGACAAGUUUCCUCAUUGCCCUACUGAUUUGUUGCGCCUUAGUGACGGCCGGAGUAGCAGUGCUAAAGGGUGAGAAAAAAUGUACAGCAGUAAGCGCAACACUGAUCGUCAGUGAUAUAAUAGCAAUCGUAAUUGCCGUUAUCGAGUGGAUUCGACUGUGGAUUUGGAGAGAGCCAUUAGCUAUUCGGCAACAGCCAUCAUUGAGAUAUGCAGCUAAAGCAAAUCCAGCAUCCAGCACGGGACCUGCACAGGGUGGCGCGAACUUACCAGCUAUGGCCAGUGAACCCGGACCAUUACCAAACACAACUGCUUACACUUCCAUUACAGCAAAUGACGGACCAGCAGGAGGAUUCCUAAGCCAUGGGUUCCAGCAACGGUUAUACGAUGUGCCACAAUUCAUCUCAGCCAUUUUCCUCAUACUGCUAUACUCUGCGGCUGCAUUCUGCGUUUUCUGCACCAUUGCUGCCUCAGCGUCUAAACUGAACGACUGUGGAGCAGUAGCCACAUCAGGACUUGGAUUUAGUGCAGUCAUGGCCAUUUUCAUUUUGUUGAGAAUGAUGUUAUGUUGCUUAAGCGAUGCUUGUCAAGGAAUAUUUUUCAAGACUGCUCAAGCCACUUCAGGAGGCUUGGGACCUAUCCCUAUGGUUGCGGUCAAUCAACUGCACCAAAAUCUUCCCGGAAUAGGGAGGCAAAUAUCCCAAGGAGGAGACGGCGGAGUACAACAACCAACAGCAUGGCUUAUGAAUUUGUCUAAUGCGUCCGAUCCGCGCCAGCACCUGAGCAUUUGCCAGCCAAUGCCAGCCAAGUUUUCGCAAGACUUUACACCAUAG
Molecule: messenger RNA, 1449 nt
Organism: Echinostoma caproni
Lineage: Eukaryota; Metazoa; Platyhelminthes; Trematoda; Plagiorchiida; Echinostomatidae
Source: the annotation of a GenBank genome assembly